This is a messenger RNA of Drosophila novamexicana, 2381 nucleotides long. RefSeq names its product chorion peroxidase (gene Pxt). Gene Ontology annotation, biological process: response to oxidative stress. The record is from RefSeq and is a predicted model, not a curated record. The transcript is spliced from 7 exons. Lineage: Eukaryota; Metazoa; Arthropoda; Insecta; Diptera; Drosophilidae. The annotation marks the transcript as partial. Gene Ontology annotation, molecular function: heme binding; peroxidase activity.
UUUAGUGCUUUGGCUGAUGUCGCUAAAAGUGGAUUGCUUAAAAUGUGUAAGACUUGCACAUCUGUAAAAUGUGUACCACAAAUUCAAUGUCCCGCUCAUGUCCGCAUGGGGGACCACGAGAAGCCACAAAUUUGCGAUCUGCCCGCUGGCAAAUUUGGCUAUUGCUGCGAAACUGGACAAAAUCACACGGCGCAGCAAAAUAAGGCACGCCGAGCAGCGAUUCCAUCAUUUUUGCCACCUGAUGUGCUUGAAGAAGCACGCAAGAAUUUUGAGCAUUUAAUGCACGGAGUUGUCCAAAUGCCGGUCCUUCGUGGGCAUCCAGAUUUUACUCAUGGUAUGGUUUUUCAAUCCACACCAAAAGAAGAUUUACAUAACUUUGCACUGUCGAACAGUGCGCUUGAAUUGGUAAUUGCCAGUCAAGUGUUUGGCAAGAAGGAACAGGUGACGCUUGAUGACCUGAUCACAAACAAUGUGCCAAUAAAAUUUUCAAAGACACCGUUGGCUCAGCAUUGCCAAACACAACCCAUUUGCCUAGGUAGACACCAUUUUCGGAGUAUGGAUGGCACUUGCAAUAAUCCGCUCCCCCAACGUUCACAUUGGGGUGCUGCUGGCCAGCCAAUGGAGCGGCUGCUUCCCCCAGCCUACGAAGAUGGGAUUUGGACUCCUCGCUCUCAUUCAAGCGAUGGAACUGCUUUGUUAAGCGCUCGUGAAAUUUCUAGCGCUCUAUUUGCCGAUGUUCAUCGACCCCACCCAAAGUACAACCAGUUGAUAAUGCAAUUUGGGCAAUUAUUGGCCCAUGAUGUUUCACAAUCGGCUUCGGUGCGUCUCGAUGAAAAUGGUGGCUUGGUGCAAUGUUGUUCGCCGGGAGGCAAAAGCAUUUUGCCCCCAGAAAAAAGGCAUUUUGCCUGUCUGCCGAUACCGGUAUCCGAAAACGAUGAGUUUUAUAGCGCGUUUGGCGUGCGCUGUUUGAACUUGGUAAGACUAUCACUUGUGCCCAGUGCCGACUGUCAGUUGAGCUAUGGAAAGCAACGGAGCAAGGUUACCCACUUCUUAGAUGCCUCGCCCAUAUAUGGGUCUAAUGAGGCGUCCGCACGUGACUUGCGCUCUUUCCAUGGCGGCCGAUUACACAUGUUUAAUGAUUUUGGUCGUGAUUUGCUGCCCCUAACCAGUGAUAAGGAUGCGUGUGGCAGCGCGGACACGGGCAAAACGUGUUUUAAGUCAGGCGAUGGUCGCACAAAUCAAAUUAUAUCUCUGAUCACCCUGCAAAUUGUUUUUGCACGUGAACAUAAUCGCGUUGCCGAUAUCUUGGCUGAAUUAAAUCCGACGGCGAACGACGAAUGGAUUUAUCAAGAGGCUCGCCGCAUUGUUAUUGCAGAGCUACAGCACAUUACAUAUAAUGAGUACCUCCCGGCAGUUAUUGGAUCCCAGCAAAUGAAAAGGUUUCGUUUGAUGCCUCACCAACAGGGAUAUUCAACCGACUAUAACGUUGAUGUGAAUCCAGCUAUUACUAAUGAGUUCUCGGGAGCUGCUUUUCGAAUGGGUCAUUCUAGUGUCGACGGCAAAUUUCGAAUACAAGAUGAGGUGAUUAAUAUUCCGGAUGUUAUGUUUAACCCUUCUCGUAUGCGCAAGCGCGAGUUCUACGAUGAUAUGUUACAAACACUUUACACGCAGCCAAUGCAACAAGUCGACAGUUCUAUUACACAGGGUCUCAGUAGGUUUCUCUUUCGCGGCCACAGUCCGUUUGGAUUAGAUUUGGCCGCAAUAAAUAUACAACGGGGUCGCGACCAGGGCCUGCGCUGCUAUAAUGACUACCUUGAAGUAAUGGGAGCUCCAAAGCUGAAACAUUUUGGCCAGCUUCCAAGGGAUAUUGGCGAAAAACUUUCUCGGGUCUAUAGGACGCCUGAUGACAUUGAUUUAUGGGUAGGCGGCUUACUGGAAAAAUCUGUUGAAGAUGGUAUCGUUGGGAUCACUUUUGCGGAAAUUAUUGCCGAUCAGUUUUCUCGUUUUAAGCAUGGAGAUAGGUAUUACUACGAAUAUAACGAUAAGGUAAAUCCAGCAGCAUUUAGACCAGCUCAGCUGCAGGAAGUGCGAAAGGCUACCAUUGGACGUUUGAUCUGCGAUAAUGCCGAUCACUUGACUUUACAUUCGGUGCCUUUGGCUGGAUUUGUACUCGCCGACUUUCCUGGUAAUAGGCUAAUAAGUUGCGAUGACCCAAACCUUCCUACAGUUAAUUUAAAUAUGUGGCGUACCUAAAUAAUGCUCAUAUAGCUCGUUAUUAACUUGUGGUUGCCUAGUUUGAUUGUUUGCAAAUAUACAUUUUUACAUUUUUACACUAAACUAUAAAUACCAUAGGUAAAAAUAGUAUAAGGUGAAUUUGUAAA